Phytophthora infestans T30-4 is the source of this 750-nucleotide messenger RNA. RefSeq lists its product as uncharacterized. Bases 85 to 750 code for a protein of 221 amino acids. Lineage: Eukaryota; Oomycota; Peronosporomycetes; Peronosporales; Peronosporaceae. The record is from RefSeq and is a predicted model, not a curated record. The transcript is spliced from 2 exons.
GUACCGCCAGCUUGUGCAUCUAAAGAAACAAGUGCGUCGGCGAGCACACAGCAAAACGACUUUGGACCGGAGAAAGGAUCACCCAUGACACAAGAGUGUGAAGUUGCGCAUUCUGUGUCUGUCAACGUGAGCACCCAGCAAAAGGGUGCUGGAAUUCAGUGCCGUCUGAGUGAACAUGGCCUGACUAACGGCGGACGAAGAAACUCACCGCUACCCCUGAGCAUUGCCGACAAGUAUCCUAUUUGGGUUAAUCUAAAUGGUGGGUCUCAUUUCAAGGAAAAGAAGUAUCUACAAGUGGCUGGUUUUGGCGAUCCGAACGCGGCCGGUCUAACCACCAACAAUGACGCAACUGCGCUCACUAUCAUGCCAAGUGCCACCGUGCUUCAAAAGGAUAAGCUGGACGAUGGACAUGAUGAAAACCAGUCUGACGGUCAGCGUUCAAUAAGUAUGAGUAGUAGUCAAAGCCAAGAAAAGGAUACUGCAGAUAUCGAUGACGUAUUGAAGGCAAAAUAUCGUACCACAUACCAAGAGCAUUAUCCUGUCCACGAACGUCUGAGUAGUGAUGAUCGAGAGGUGCCAAGUGGGAUCAACCCGUUAAUUGAUCUGUACGAUAAUAUGCAGCGAAUGACACACCGUCUUCGAGUGUUGGAGACUUGUGCCAAUUCAAUUGACGAGGAAUUCAAGAUUACCCAAAAGUCGGAUAGGCGAUACCCACCGGGGUGGUUCGUCAUCAAGAUCAACGGUACUUGA